CAUAAUUUAACACAAUAAUGGCGGGGAAUUUUAUCGAUCAAUCAAACCAUAAAUUCACGCAAACCAAUAUUACUACUUUCGUUUCAAAAUUCAACUGCCUUGUCGUAACGGAUCUGUGGCUCUGUGUGUGUGCGUGAGUGAGAGAGAGAGAGAGAGAGAGAGAGAGAGAGAGAGAUUGGUGUUAAGUACGUGAAUUAAAUGGCAACAUUGAAUGCAUUCAACUACUCAUUGCUCUUCGAAUUCAAUUUUCACCAUUGCAGCAGCAUCUACUUUCUCUGAGUACCGCAGUCUUAGGUUUAGAGAAUUAAUGAUGGGUGAGUUUCGUCAUGCAUUUGAAAAUCUCAGUGAUGCUGAAGCAAAUGCUGAAUAUGUUGGUGACACUGCAAAGUAUGGACAUAGACGAUCUAACAGUGCUUCUGAUAGGAACUUGAAAUUCUCAAGAGGUGGUGGAGUUUUGCAUCCUAUAGGGAAAGACCAUGAUGAAUUUCUGGCAUCGCCACCUUCAGUGAGGACUUCUAGGUUACAAACUCCAUUGCACGACAGCCUCAAUUGUAUAAACAAAAAAGCUUUUUCAAAUCGUAGACCAUCAUUGGAACAAGAUGUUGAGCAGCUACAGUUACGCCUACAGCAGGAGAAAUCCAUGCGUAUCCUGCUCGAGAAAGCAAUGGGCCGAGCCUCAAGUACUUUAUCACCUGGACACAGACACUUUGCUUCUCAGACCAAAGACUUAAUUGCUGAAAUCGAGUUACUUGAAGAAGAGGUUACAAGCCGUGAGCAGCAUGUGCUUGCUAUGUACAGGAAUAUUUUUGAACAGUGUGUUAGCCAGCCACCUUCUGAACAAAAUUCUGGUGUGGCUUCACCUGCCCAUACAAAACACGAAUCAAGGAAGCACCCGAGUAUAAUUUCAAGCGCUUUCUGUUCGUCAAAAAACUUCCCCUUGCGACCCCUGCAAGCUUUUAUUUCAAACAACGAUUUGAAGAAUAGAAUCUUUGGGUCAAGUCAUGUUCCUUUAUCAAGUGGAAAAGGCGAAGUUUAUUUUGGAAGGACUUGUCCCGAUUCCACCUCGAAGGUUCACGAGAAGUUUUCUUCGACAGAGAAAACCCCUGUAUUGCGAACUUUAAAAGAUCAUCUACACCAGUGCCCAAACAGGCUUUCUGAGGAGAUGGUGAAGUGUAUGGCAACUGUAUAUUGCUGGCUCCGUUGUGCUAAAUCUGUCAAUACUGAAAACGGUAGGUCACCCUUAUUGUCAAGGUCAUCCACCAAUGCCAUACAGCCUCGACAUGGUAUUGUAGAGGAUCGAGAUUGUUCUUGCAAAUCUGCAGUGGAGAUAUCUUGGAUAGCAACACGAAAACGUCAUUCUUCUCAUGCUUCUUACGCCAUUGACAACUACAGAGUUCUAGUCCAGCAGCUUGAAAGUGUGAAUAUCAGUCAAAUGGAAUGUGAUGGAAAAAUUGCAUUCUGGAUCAACGUUCAUAAUGCUCUUGUGAUGCAUGCAUAUUUAGCAUACGGAAUUCCCCAGAGCUCUCUAAGGAGGUUGGCCUUGUUUCACAAGGCUGCUUACAACAUUGGCGGUCAUAUUAUAAGUGCAAAUACCAUAGAGCAAGUGAUAUUUUGCUUACGAACACCUCGCCUUGGACGGUGGCUUGAAAGCGUUGUGUCUGCUGCCCUCAGGAAGAAAAGUGGUAAUGAAAGACAACUCAUCAACUCAAAAUUGGGUAUUAGUGAUUCCCAACCUCUUGUCUGCUUUGCUCUUUGCACUGGAGCAUUGUUAGAUCCUAUGCUAAAAGUUUACUCAGCUUCAAAUCUUAAAGAAGAGCUGAAUGCUGCCAAGAGAGAGUUUCUACAGGCAAAUGUAGUUGUGAAGAAGUCUAGUAAAGUUUUUCUUCCUAAAUUGGUGGAAAGAUUCUCCAGAGAAGCAUCAAUCAGCAUUGAUAAUAUUCUUGGAUGGGUCAUGGAAAGUGUUGACAAGAAACUGCAUGAUUCAAUACACAAGUGCCUUGAUCGUAAGGCCAACAAAAAGUCGUCUCAGAUCAUAGAAUGGCGGCCUUACAGUUCUAGAUUCAGGUACAUGUUUUCCAAGGAUCUAAUAGACAAACCAUGGUGGGUAUGAUGACAUGCUACAGCUCUGAAGUGGUUCUUAUUGGCCCUGGAGCAUAGCUUAUUUGAGCAAGCAAGGAAGUUAAAUAUAGGUGCUUAAAGAAAUUUCUUGUACAUUAUAGCAUAAUAUGAUAUUUGCUUUCCUUAGAUAACAUACUCUAACUAUGUAAUAUCAUUCCUAUAUAUUUUGAAUAAUGUAGUACACCUAAUUAACAUGAACGAAUAAAUUCUAUUUUAACUUUGAGGUUGUAA
Cicer arietinum (chickpea) is the source of this 2349-nucleotide messenger RNA. RefSeq lists its product as uncharacterized. The record is from RefSeq and is a predicted model, not a curated record. Lineage: Eukaryota; Viridiplantae; Streptophyta; Magnoliopsida; Fabales; Fabaceae.